GCCGGGUAGGGGAGGCAGCGAUGUGAGCUGGACGCUCGCCCCUGAGGAAUCUGAACGUCUCGGGAGAGUCGCCGGCUGUGCCAGGAAGCAAACUUCAAGCAGACUGAUUUAAAUCUAGAUCUUACUUGGGAAGCAUAAAUGUCCAAUAAACUGUGUGUUGUAUUUUAAUCUGGAAAAUACUCAAGCUCCAGGGGCUUAUCAUCCUAUACUUUACUUUCUGAAACCCUGCAAUCCCAUGUGGACUUCUGGUAGAAUGAGCAAUGCAAAGAGUUGGCUUGGACUCGGCAUGUCCUUAUACUUCUGGGGAUUGAUGGACCUUACAACCACCGUCCUCUCAGGCACCCCAACACCUCAAGACGAAUUAGAAGUACUCCUGUCAGACAAGCCACAUUCACAUCUGCGAAUAAAGAGGAGUUGGGUUUGGAACCAGUUUUUUGUUCUGGAAGAGUACACUGGAACUGAUCCAUUGUAUGUCGGCAAGCUUCAUUCAGAUAUGGAUAGGGGAGAUGGAUCCAUCAAAUACAUCCUGUCAGGAGAAGGCGCAGGCAUCGUGUUUACCAUCGAUGACACCACCGGCGACAUCCACGCCAUCCAGAGACUUGAUCGAGAGGAAAGAGCCCAGUAUACUUUAAGGGCUCAAGCCCUGGACAGGCGAACAGGCCGUCCAAUGGAGCCAGAAUCAGAGUUCAUUAUCAAAAUCCAAGACAUCAAUGACAAUGAACCCAAAUUCCUGGAUGGACCUUAUGUUGCCACAGUGCCAGAAAUGUCACCAGUGGGUACCUCUGUUAUCCAGGUGACAGCCACAGAUGCUGAUGACCCGACCUAUGGCAACAGUGCCCGGGUAGUGUACAGCAUUCUCCAGGGCCAGCCAUAUUUUUCUGUGGACUCCAAAACAGGUGUAAUUAGGACAGCACUCAUGAACAUGGACAGAGAAGCCAAAGAAUACUAUGAAGUGAUUAUCCAAGCCAAGGACAUGGGAGGGCAGCUUGGAGGACUGGCUGGGACUACCACAGUCAACAUCACCCUCUCAGAUGUCAAUGAUAACCCACCCCGCUUUCCCCAGAAACAUUAUCAGAUGAGUGUGUUGGAAUCUGCUCCAGUUAGCUCCACAGUGGGGAGAGUGUUUGCUAAAGACUUAGAUGAAGGAAUCAAUGCAGAGAUGAAAUACACUAUUGUGGAUGGAGAUGGUGCAGAUACCUUUGACAUUAACACAGAUCCCAGUUUCCAAGUUGGCAUCAUAACUGUGAAGAAGCCCCUGAGUUUUGAAAGUAAGAAAAGCUACACAUUAAAGGUGGAAGGAGCCAAUCCUCAUCUAGAGAUGCGUUUUCUAAACCUGGGCCCAUUUCAGGACAUGACAACAGUACACAUCAGUGUGGAGGACGUGGAUGAGCCCCCUGUAUUUGAACCUGACUUUUAUUUUGUGGAGGUGCCUGAGGAUGUGGCAAUUGGAACAACUAUACAGAUCAUUUCUGCUAAGGAUCCAGAUGUGACCAACAACUCAAUCAGAUACUCCAUUGACAGAAGCAGUGACCCUGGAAGAUUUUUCUAUGUUGACAUAACAACAGGUGCCCUAAUGACUGCAAGACCCCUAGACCGGGAAGAAUUUUCUCGGCAUAAUAUCACUGUGCUUGCUAUGGAAAUGAACAACCCCUCCCAGGUGGGAAGUGUUUCUGUCACAAUUGAAGUCUUAGACGUGAAUGACAAUGCUCCAGAGUUCCCCAGAUUCUAUGAAGCUUUUGUUUGUGAGAAUGCCAAAGCUGGGCAGCUGAUCCAGACAGUGAGUGCUGUGGACCAAGAUGACCCACACAAUGGUCAACAUUUCUACUACAGCUUGGCUCCUGAAGCUGCUAACAACCCCAACUUCACUGUAAGGGACAACCAAGAUAACACAGCCCGGAUUCUCACCAGGAGGUCUGGCUUCCGGCAGCAGGAACAGAGCAUAUUUUACCUGCCUAUUCUGAUAGCAGACAGUGGGCAGCCAGUGCUAAGCAGCACAGGCACACUGACCAUUCAGGUGUGCAGCUGUGAUGAUGAUGGCCAUGUCAUGUCCUGCAGCUCCGAGGCCUACAUGCUCCCAGUCAGUUUGAGUCGGGGUGCCCUCAUCGCCAUUCUGGCCUGCAUUUUUGUCCUCUUAGUGCUGGUGCUGCUUAUUCUGUCCAUGAGGAGACACCGGAAACAGCCGUACAUCAUCGACGACGACGAGAACAUCCACGAAAACAUCGUGCGCUACGACGACGAGGGCGGCGGCGAGGAGGACACGGAGGCCUUCGACAUCGCGGCCAUGUGGAACCCCCGGGAGGCACAGGCAGGCACCGCCCCCAAGACGCGGCAGGACAUGCUACCCGAGAUCGAGAGUCUGUCCCGCUACGUGCCUCAGACCUGCGCCGUCAACAGCACUGUCCACAGCUAUGUGCUGGCCAAGCUCUACGAGGCCGACAUGGACCUGUGGGCCCCGCCCUUCGACUCUCUCCAGACAUACAUGUUCGAGGGGGACGGCUCGGUGGCAGGGUCGCUGAGCUCCCUACAGUCUGCCACCUCGGACUCGGAGCAGAGCUUCGACUUCCUGACGGACUGGGGACCCCGCUUCCGGAAGUUGGCUGAGCUCUAUGGGGCGGCGGAAGGGCCGGCGCCUUUGUGGUGAGGGAAGCCGGGAGGCCGCGAACGCCGGAAUCCAGACGCGCUCGGAGGAUACUUUGGUGAACAAGGGGCAGCAGAUCACGCGAGCAAUAGAGUUCUGUGCUGGAGAGUAAGGAUCGGGGAGAACGGGGCGAACAGAGCUCUCUCUGGAUCAGCUUUACUUGGUUAUAUUAAAUUCAGUAAUCAAGGUGAAACCCAAGAAGAGAAGGACAGAAUCUCCAAUUACCUUUUGUUUUUAAAUUUUCUGACACUGUUUAAAGGGUUGGAGUCCAUGGUAUUAGGCAAGCUUGGCUUUUCUGCUAUUCACAGGGCCUUUGUCACUUUGCCAGCACAGAAGAGGCUCUGGUCGUAAAUAGAGAGAUGACCAGUGAACACAGGUAGAAAGUUCUACUUUCAUGUCCGGAUUUUUUUAUUAAUAUUAUUUUAUUUUCCAUUUAAGAGUUUUGCUGGAUCAUCAAACUGCAGAAAACAACCUACAGAAAAGAACAAUGAAAAAUUGUUCCUCAGUGAAAUUAACCUACCAGUUCUGGGAUGGAUGGAAUUUCUUUUGAGACAAGGUUAAGACUGAGUCAGCCUUGCAUGGGGGAUGGGUGGGAGGGUGGGAGAAGGAAGAGAUAAUGACUUUGUACUCAAGUUUUAUACCUAGCUGAACCAAGAGUUUUUGGCAUUACAGCUAAUCUAGUGCCACUGAGUUAGAGUGCUUCUGUUCUCCUUUCAGCUCUUUCAGCCCCUGCAAAAGUGUUCAGAAUGAAAUGUGAAAAUCUGCCUCUUUUGCACUGUAGAUGUCUCUUCCAUGUGCCAAAUGUGGAGAUUAGAUGCUACAAAUGAAAGCCAAAUAAAAAGAAGUACCUGGUAAAAGCAUGGGUUAGAGGGCUUUCCUAAUCUGUGUGAGGUCAAUCCAAGGGAUGUUUACAUACUGUAGAUAACCUACUUGAACAAAAAUCAGUAUUAUAGAGAAUAAAUGGAUGUAAGAAAAUUACAUGUAUAAGUUUUGUAUAUUUGUUAAUAAUUUUGGUAAUAAAUAUGAUGUACUGCAUCACAGUACCUUAGCACUUCUUUUAAUAAAAGUUAAAUAGAAGGGAGAGUCUAUUGCCAAUUUGUUUAAUUGCUGAA
Messenger RNA from Chinchilla lanigera (long-tailed chinchilla), 3750 nucleotides. It is a transcript of the gene Cdh20, whose product is annotated as cadherin 20, type 2. Lineage: Eukaryota; Metazoa; Chordata; Mammalia; Rodentia; Chinchillidae. Gene Ontology annotation, biological process: multicellular organism development; calcium-dependent cell-cell adhesion; homophilic cell-cell adhesion. Gene Ontology annotation, cellular component: catenin complex; adherens junction; plasma membrane. The record is from RefSeq and is a predicted model, not a curated record. The transcript has 12 exons. The coding region runs from base 236 to 2641 and encodes 801 amino acids. Gene Ontology annotation, molecular function: calcium ion binding; cadherin binding.